Cryphonectria parasitica EP155 is the source of this 596-nucleotide messenger RNA. RefSeq lists its product as uncharacterized. The record is from RefSeq and is a predicted model, not a curated record. The transcript has a single exon. NCBI's taxonomy places the organism in Eukaryota, Fungi, Ascomycota, Sordariomycetes, Diaporthales, Cryphonectriaceae. The coding region runs from base 5 to 289 and encodes 94 amino acids.
AGAUAUGAGACGGCAGGAGUAUGAGGACCGCGAGAAGGAUGACGAGCGGGACGAAGAAGGGGAUGAGCGACGGAAGCCUCACAGGUCACAUCGGCGAGAUCCACGGGACGAGGAAGAGGAUGAGAGGCGACGUGAGCGCGAGCCCCGCCCCAGGAAGCACCGGCAUGAGGAUGACGGGCCACUCCGACUUGAGUACUCAGCCGACGACCGCGAUCGCCUACCGAUCCGCAGUCACCGCCACCGAGACCGAGAGCGCGAGAGAGAGCCUGUCAGCGUGAGAAACGAUUGAUGAUACUAUUCUGUUAUGAAUCCUGAAGAAAAAAGAAAGGAAAAAAGAAGAAAAGAAUUUGGGCAUAUUUGGCACAUCAUGAGCCGGGGGGGGGGGGGAGGGCGGAGGGUCUGUUGACGUAUUUGAUGAACUGCACAACAUCUAGCAAGCGUCUCGAGAGCGAGUGAACAAGAUCUAUUUAUUACGUGGUUUUCAUGUGUGUAUAUAAGCAUGCUGGGUUCAUACAAAGAGGCUGGUUGGAGUGGGAAAAAUUACCUUGGGAAGAUUGAAAAACAGAGAGGGAUAUGAAUGUCACGAUUAUCUACGU